This is a messenger RNA of Trichechus manatus latirostris (Florida manatee), 2001 nucleotides long. Its product is annotated as PWWP domain-containing protein MUM1L1-like. The coding region runs from base 1 to 2001 and encodes 666 amino acids. Lineage: Eukaryota; Metazoa; Chordata; Mammalia; Sirenia; Trichechidae. The transcript has a single exon. The record is from RefSeq and is a predicted model, not a curated record.
AUGGAUGCCGAGUAUGUCCUCUGUAAUUGGAAAGGACGCUUAUGGCCAGCAAAAGUUUUGUCCAGAUCUGGGGCUUCACCAAAAACUAAGAGAGAGAUGGCGAACUGUCUAGAAGUUCAAAUACUCUCCCUUGAUGAAAAAAUUAAAGUGAAAAGCACAGAAAUACAGAUGCUAACUAAGUCUCAAACAGAAGCCAUGGCUUCUUUGCGGGCUGCACGGUCAAAGGUCAGGGCUCCACGUGGGGAGGAGAGGGCCCACAGGAGAGCCCUGAAGGUGGCGCUGGAAAUUCUGGAGGAGAGGGCACGCUCAGGUCACUCAAGCACUUUCCACAAAGAAGAGACCACCACUGUAUCGCAAAGGGUACCAAAAAAGACAUCCAGAGCACUCCCUCCAAGAAAGUAUGGGAAGCUCACAAGGGACAUAUCCAGAAGCCAUGGGAAGAAUAUUGAAUUCUCAAAAUUCCUGGUGGUGUCACUCAUGAGGUGUGAUUCUCUGUAUGGUGACAAGUCACAGAAACACACAGCCAUAGAUCUUGUCCAGAGUGAAGUGGAACCAAGGUCAUCACCAAGCUCCAGAAUGGGUGACAAUUUCCCUUCACUUUCAGAAGGCGGUGGUGAGAAGGAGGGCAAGAAAAAGGAUGGCACAUCAGCAGUUAUGUCCUCGCACCCCACGGUCUUGAAGAAGGGUGCCUGUGCUAAACCCCAAGAGGGCGUUCCCAUCUGGCCAUCAGGUAUCGUGGGCACGGGACUCAAAGCUGUGAAAGAAGAGGCACGGGACACCUGCCCAAAGACUCUGGCUAGGUCCCCCGAAAACUCUGCCUCCUCAGAGAAUAUUGAGGAUCCCAGAGAGGGCCCCUCAAAGCCCAGGUUGGCUGGCACAGCCGCAUGCUGUAGCUCCUCUAACCUCCGUCUUGCCAACAGGAAAAGAAAGCUUCAGGCGCAAGGACCUGUGAGUGGACCUAAAAAACGGCAAACUGUGGAUGACUCAGAGGCCACGAGUCCCAUCAGAUCUAACAAUAGGGGCGGUCGAAGACAAGGUCAGCCUGCGCGCAUGGCUUGCCCACAUGAGCCAUGUCCCAUAGAAAGAGGAACGGUGGUCUGGUUUAAAUUCCAAGAGUACCCGUACUGGCCAGCGGUGGUAGCGAGCAUCCAAAGGGUAGAGAAGACUGCGAGGGUGCUCUUGAUCGAGGCCUACAUGAGCCAGGAGAGGAGGGGCAUCCGAGUUCCUCUCCGAAGACUAAAGCACUUUGAUUGUCAGCAGAAACCAAAACUCAUGAAGAGAGCCAGGAAGCUGUACGGCCAGAGCGUGGACUGGUGCUGCUCGCUGGUGGCCCAUUACAGGGAAGGCCUAAGCCGCAGGUCUUUUGCUGGCUCCUUCCUGGAGUAUUUUGCUGCCGAUAUCAGUUAUCCGCUUCGGAAAGCCAUCCAGGAGGGCGAGAUGGAGGGUGAUUUUCCAAGGGUGAAUUACAAUGACCUGGAGGAGUCUGAGGAGGAGACCUGCCUGGGCAGCAAGAAGCUCUGCAAGAAAUUUCUCCCUGACCGCAUGAAGGCCGCCAGGGACCGAGACAACCGGAAGCUCCUCGACUUCAUUGUGAAAAGAAAGGCGGCUGAAAGCCACCUCCUGGACAUUGUAAACGGCAGGAAACAGUCCACCUGGCUGGACUCCUUUUUGAAUUCCACCAAGCGCGCAGUCUGCGUCGAGACAUACCUGGAGGACGAAGACCAGCUGGACAUCUUGGUCAAAUAUUUACAAGAAAUCUACAAGCAAAUAGGCAAGAGGAUGCUGACGCUCAUAAGAAAUGAUAAAGUCAAUUUUGUUCUGGAAGUUCUUCUGCCAGAAGCAAUCAUUUUUUCCAUCUCUGCCCUGGAGGGAUUAGAUUACAAGGACGCGGAGGCCAAGUACCUGGAUGGGCCACCUGUUCAUUACCGGGAGAAAGAACUCUUUGAUAAAAAAGUCUUAGCAGAAAGGAGACGGAGAUUAACUAAGAAGAAAGCUAAUUAA